AUGGACGGGUUGCUCAUCGACUCCGAAGACAUGAUCACUCUGUCAAUCAACGAAUUGCUAACGAAGUAUGAGAGGCCUUCAUUUACCCGGUCUAUUCGAGCCCAGCUCAGGGGAGUUCCAGACUCGCCCAACAGCGAUGUGUUCCACGACUGGGCCAAGUUGCCCAUCUCGCGAGAGCAAUACGCCCAUGAGUCGGCUGAGCAAAUGGAGCUGCAAUUUCGCAACUGUAUGCCGCUGCCCGGGGCGGAAAGGCUUGUUGCGAACCUCAGUCGUACGCGGAAUGCUUCUGGAGAUGGGAUCAAACUGGCCUUGGCGUCCAGCACAAAGAGCCUUACCUACCAGUUGAAAACCUCGAGGCCGGAAACUAAACGACUACUUGAUCUCUUUCAGGCUGACAGGCGAAUCCUCGGUGAUGAUCCGCGGGUGCGCAAGGACCGCGGAAAGCCAGCGCCAGACAUAUACUUGGUUGCAUUGCAGUCGCUCAACUUGGCCGUAGAUUCUGGUGAAAAGACCAUCACACCCAGCGAAUGCUUGGUUUUCGAAGAUAGUAUCGCCGGGGUGGAGGCUGGGAGGCGGGCUGGGAUGAGGGUGGUUUGGGUACCGCAUCCAUCGGUGGCGGCUGAGUAUCAAGACCGGAAGAAGGACGUGCUGGCUGGGAGGACUGGCAUGUUCGAGGUGGGUGAUGACUGGCAGUUGGGCGAAACUGACGACGGCUGGGCUGAAAGCAUACCUAGCCUAGAGCAAUUCGAGUACGUCAAGUACGGCAUAAAGGUGCCAUUAUAA
This is a messenger RNA of Metarhizium acridum CQMa 102, 783 nucleotides long. The record is from RefSeq and is a predicted model, not a curated record. NCBI's taxonomy places the organism in Eukaryota, Fungi, Ascomycota, Sordariomycetes, Hypocreales, Clavicipitaceae.